UUAGGAUGUAGUCUGUAAACCUUAAAGAAGAAGAAGAAACCCAUGGACGACAGUGUCAAGUUAAAUGUUUCUUCAAAAUGUCGAAACCACGGUUGUUGACUGUGUUUAUAGCCAAGCGAUUAAUAUCGGCAGCCGUUAACAUAUUUGGGAUAGAGGAAAGGUGGAUAGCCCAGUACCAGGAGCCACUAGCAGCAGUGACUGUUGAGAUAAUGGCGGCGGUGGAAACGACGAUUGAACAAGAGCUCUCUCGUUCAAAGGAGGAGAUUGAACGUCUACGGAGGCUUCUUCUGGAGUUGGGAGCAGACCCCCAGCAGCUAACUGUCCCUGAAGAGGAGGUUCCCCCUGAGGAGCAGCACUGUGAGCAGGAGUGGAGCCCCAGUCUGGGGGAGCAGGACCCAGAGCCCACACAGAUUAAAGAGGAACAGGAGGAACUCAGGACGAGUCAGGAGGAAGAGCAGCUUCACAGACUUGAGUCUGAUUCCACAGAUGUUGUAGAGUUCAUAUUUCUUGCUCCUCGCUGUGUGGAAAAGUACUCUGAUCAGGACAGAGAGAGGUACACUCUACCCAUCAACACAACUGAACAGAUCCAAACAGAACCUAAUGGAGAGGACUACAGAGUAUCAGAACCAACCAGUGACUCUCUGUUCCUCUCUGCAGUAAAUCCAGACUGUUCUGCAGCUCACAGUGAAAUCAUUGUAAGUGUGGAUGAGGAUGAGAGCGAGGAACCUGUGUUAAAGACCCUCAAAUCAAGGAGGACACAGGCAGAGAAACGACAACGCUCUCAAGUCUUCACUGAGGCCAAGACAACCAGUGAGCUGAAAGAACCACUGAAGUCUAACACAAAUAAGAAGCCAUUCAAAUGUCCUGUGUGCAGUAAACGCUAUAGGACACUAGGCGGGUUAAAAACACAUCAGAGAAUUCACUCAACUAAAAAUAAUCAUCACUGCAAGAAAUGUGGCAAAUCAUUUAACUUGUUGCAGCAGUGGAAGAACCAUAUGCAGACUCACACAGAGGAGGAAUCACCUACAUGUCAUGUGUGCAGUAAAAGUUUUAAACUACCAAACCAUCUGCAAACUCAUAUGAGGUGCCACACCGUAGAGAAAUCCAGUCAGUGUCCAACAUGUGAAAAACACUUUAAAUCAGCGAAAGACCUAGAGAUUCACCAGAGAAUUCACACUGGAGAGAAAUCGUAUCCGUGUCCGACAUGUGAAAAAUGCUUUACAUUAGCAAAAGAUCUAAAGAAACAUCAGAGAAUUCACAUUGAAGAUCAACUAUACCAGUGUCCAACGUGUGCAAAAUGCUUUAAGUCAAAGUACAAUCUUAAACACCACAAGAAAAUUCACACCGAAGAGAAAUUGUAUAGCUGCAAUGAUUGUGUCAAGUGCUACAGGACCAAGACAGGCUUAGAAGAGCAUGUGAGGACUCACACAGGAGAGAAACCUUUUAAGUGUUCUGUGUGUGAAAAGUGCUUUACUUCAACAACCAUUCUAAGACGCCAUGAGAGAACUCACAGUGGAGAGAAACCACAUGGAUGCACACAAUGCAACAAAUGCUUCCCUGUCAAAUCAGACCUGGUUAAACACAUGAGAACUCACACAGGGGAGAAACCUUUUAGCUGUAAAGAAUGUGACAAAUGUUUCAGUCAUAACAUUAGCCUGAGACUGCACAUGAGAACUCACACAGGGGUGAAACCAUACAGCUGCAAAGAAUGUGGCAAAUGUUUUUCUGUUAACAGUAACCUGAGAAUGCACAUGAAAAUUCACACAGGAGAGAAAUCGUUUUGUUGCCAAGAAUGUGGUAAAUGUUUCCGUCAUAAAAUUAGCCUGAGACUGCAUAUGAUGACUCACAGUGGUGGAGAGAAUCUUCAUGGAUGUACUCAAUGCAACAAACGUUUUCCCAUCAAAUCUCUCCUGGUUAAACACAUGAUAACGCACACAGGGGAGAAAUCUAAUAGCUGCAAAGAAUGUAGCAAAUGUUUCCUUCAUAACAUUAGCCUGAGACUGCACAUGAGAAUACACACAGGGGAGAAAUCAUAUACCUGCAAAGCAUGUGGCAAAUGUUUCCAAAACAUGAUGGUUCUGACGAGGCAUAUGAGAACUCACACAGGAGAGAAUCCAUAUAAAUGUCCUCUUUGUGUCAGUUCCCUUAUGUCAUCAAAUGAACUAAAACAUAUUAACUUGGGAGAGAAACCAGAGACCGACCAACCAGAGAAUCCAUCGUGCCUCUGCAGCGAUUGUGGCAAAUGCUUCCCAACUAUGAAAACCCUGAGAGACCAUAUGAGGACCACACAUGAAGAAAGAAGGCAUCAGUGCUCUGUUUGUGGAGAUGUUUUUAUGUCAUUGGGUUCUCUUAAAGUUCACCAGAGAGUUCACACUGGAGAGAAACCCCACCAGUGUUCUGUUUGUGGGAAAUAUUUUGCAUUGUAGUGAUGGGAAGUUUGGCUCUUUUUACAGACUCUGAUCUUUUGACUCGUUUAAAUCAAAAUAACUAAUCUUUUGCCAAAUUUCUUUCGAGUCAGUAAUGCCCAGAGCAUGCAGGACCCACUCCCGGUGAAUGAUGAAAUGAUUCUACAAGUCUCUCGUUCACUAUAAGGGGCUUAUUGGAGCUGUCAUUUGUAAAAGUGGCUUUAAGCAAUGUACAUUUGUGAUUGCCAUACAUACAAAUUAUAUUAUUUAUUGAUGCCUUGUAAAAGGAGGUCUAGGUACGGCCUGACUAGGAAGGAGGACUAGGUACGGCCUGACUAGGAAGGAGGACUAGGUACGGCCUGACCAGGAAGGAGGUCUAGGUACGGCCUGACUAGGAAGGAGGACUAGGUACGGCCUGACUAGGAAGGAGGACUAGGUACGGCCUGACUAGGUACGGCCUGACUAGGAAGGAGGUCUAGGUACGGCCUGACUAGGAAGGAGGACUAGGUACGGCCUGACUAGGAAGGAGGACUAG
This is a messenger RNA of Salmo salar (Atlantic salmon), 2940 nucleotides long. NCBI's taxonomy places the organism in Eukaryota, Metazoa, Chordata, Actinopteri, Salmoniformes, Salmonidae. The record is from RefSeq and is a predicted model, not a curated record.